Molecule: messenger RNA, 6145 nt
Organism: Anolis sagrei ordinatus
Lineage: Eukaryota; Metazoa; Chordata; Lepidosauria; Squamata; Anolidae
Product: inositol-trisphosphate 3-kinase B-like
Biological process (GO): inositol phosphate biosynthetic process
Cellular component (GO): nucleus; cytoplasm
Molecular function (GO): inositol-1,4,5-trisphosphate 3-kinase activity; inositol tetrakisphosphate kinase activity
Source: RefSeq, a predicted model, not a curated record
GACAGGGAUUUCCUUAUGGGAAAAGGGGCGCUGCUUUGUCAGCUCAUCCUGCCCCCCUCCUUUAACAUUUUUUUUUGCACUGCUUAUAUAUAUCUGUCUUUUGGGGAAGUCCUUCAGAGAACUAGAUCUUUCAGGACCAAAGAUGGGGCUCAAAUCUGCAAUCUAUUCAAUCAAUGCUUGAAAGAGAUCCAUAUGGAAGGUUGUGGCCAGGUAAAGUGGGCACCGCCGUCUUCCGCAUCUUUGGUACAACCUUCGGAACCAGAUCCGUGGCAGACUUCAGAUCCUGAAGUGCCCAGAGAAGCGGGUUUGGGAGAGCCGCCCCACUUCGGGAUCCCUCCAAGAAAUGGCCUUCAAGCACCACAAGCUUUGGAGACGAUCGGCGAUGAUGCCUACCCGGAUUCUCCGCAUCCGAUGGUGCCUACCAAGAGCGGGCAAGCGUACACCUGCCCUCCGGACCGGUCGGUCUCUGGUUCCUCCGCUUGCUCCUCUCUCGCUGGGUCGUCACAGGAGUCGGACGAGGUGUUCAGCGACGCGGAGAAGAACCCGGCGGAGAAGAGGCGGCUGCUGCGGAAGACGAAAUCCUGGAAGACCUUCUUCACCAUGGUGCACUGGUCCGUGCGAAGGCGCAGUUCCUGGGUCCAGCUGGCUGGGCAUGAAGGGAAUUUCAAGCCCAGCGAAAGAGGGCAGAUCCUGAAGAAGUUCAGCCCGGUGGAGGACGCAUGCCUGGCCGCACUGAUGACCGACGUCCUGCACCCCUUUGUGCCGGCCUACCACGGGGUGGUGGAGGUGGCCGGCGAGCGCUACAUCCAGAUGGACGACCUGCUGAGCGGACUCGACAUGCCCAGCAUCAUGGACUGCAAAAUGGGCACAAGGACGUACCUGGAGGAGGAGCUCGGCAAAGGGCAGCAGCGUCCGCGUCGGGACUUGUACCAGAAGAUGGUGAAGGUCGACCCCUUUGCGCCGUCGCCCGAAGAACGCAGCCAAGGAGCUGUCACCAAAUCCCGGUACAUGCAAUGGCGAGAAGGGAUCAGCUCCAGCGCCACCCUCGGCUUCCGCAUCGAGGGCGUCACGAUCGAGGGGGGAGCGGUACAAAGGGAUUUUAAGCAGACCCGGACCGAGGACGAAAUUGUGGAGGUCUUCUUGACGUUCACCAAGUGUCGUCUGGACAUUCUGAGCAUUUACUUGUCCCGCCUGGAAGACAUGCGCAAAACCCUGGAGGAGUCCAUCUUCUUCAAGACCCAUGAGGUGAUCGGCAGCUCCUUGCUGUUCCUCCACGACCGGAAGGGCCACGCCAGCGUCUGGAUGAUCGAUUUCGGGAAGACGCUGCCCGCCGCCGAGGGCCGCCUCCGCCAUGACGUGGCCUGGACCCACGGCAGCCACGAGGACGGCUACCUCAUUGGCCUGCGGAACCUCACCGGCACCAUGCGGAGCGCCCGGCAAAAGAUUGCUGAUGGGCAAAGGUCACCAUCCGAGCAGCCCUGAAACGGCCGGUUCUUCCGCCCGGCUAUGUCAACCGUGGUUUCACAAACCCGCAAAAGAAUGGGAGAGAUCUACGGAGACUUCCGAACGGUCUCUGAUUUUUGUGGUGUUUGUUGGGGGUGGCAACCUGUUUUCCUUUGAAGGUUGGGGGGACGCCAGCUGUGCCACUGGUCAAGCGAGGACACCGAAUGCCCUUCAAUACAGGUCAUCUAAUCCUAUAAAAUUGGCCAUCCAGUCCAACCGCUUUUUCCAUCCAGGAAGACACAAUCCAAACCCUCCCAACAGAUGGCCAUCUGCUUAAAAACCUCCAGAGGUUUAUUAUACAAGGGGAUUACAGUAUGUAACAAAAUUUGAAAAAGAAAUAUUCUGCUCCUGGUUUGAAAGUGUUAUUUCCUGUCUAAUGGUGCAUUCCAGACUUUGAAAGUCAUCGUUCUACUCCCGAAACUUUGUUUUUGUGGCUACCACAAAAUAAGUUGAAUUGGUUGAGACUCCAUGAGAUCUUCAUUGAAACGCUAAAGCAAAAUGAAAAGCACACGUCUGUGUUUUAGAUGGAUUAGGAAUGAGCUAGUUUCCCCUGAAAUAGGCAGUAAGAGCACCUAAAGCUUCAGAGAGCUUCUGUUUGACCAUUUCAAAGCUCCCUGCUUGGGUGGUGAUGGCACUAUCGUCAGCGUAGAUGGAUUAGGAAUCGGCUGGUUUCCCCUCUAAUAGGCAAUAAGAGCACCUAAAGCUUCAGAGAGCUUCUGUUCCACCAUUUCAAAGCUCCCUGCUUGGGUGGUGAUGGCAUGAUCGUCAGCGUAGAUGAAACUCUCUGUCCCUUCUGGUACUGGCUGGUCAUUUGGGGAAAUGUUAAACAUGGAUGGAGAAAACAGAGAGGAGGGAGAAGGCUUGUUUUCUGCUUCCCUGGAGACUAGGACGCAAUAGAACAAUGGCUUCAAACUACAAGAAAGGAGAUUCCACCUGAACACUAGGAAGAACGUCCUGUGAGAGCUGUUCAGCAGUGGAACUCUCUGCGCUGGAGUGUGGUGGAGGCUUUGAAACAGAGGCUGGAUGGCCGUCUGUCGAGGGUGCUUUGAAUGAGAUUUUCCUGCUUCUUGGCAGAAUAGGGUUGGACUGGAUGGAUCACUAGGUAUCUUCCAAGAUCCUGAACAGGACCAGGCCCAUAACCCUGCGAACGGCACUCCACUCAUCACUCCGCUCGUCACUUCUUUCCAUGACCAAGAGGAAGCAUGAGGGAGAAUUAACCAAUUCCAGAUCCAUCUAACCGUAGCUCUUGGCAGAAUGGGGUUGGACAGGAUGGCCCACCAACCAGGUCUCUUCUAAGAUCCUGAACAGGACCGGGCCCAUAACCCUGCGAACGGCACUCCACUCAUCACUCCGCUCGUCACUUCUUUCCAUGACCAAGAGGAAGCAUGAGGGAGAAUUAACCAAUUCCAGAUCCAUCUAACCGUAGCUCUUGGCAGAAUGGGGUUGGACAGGAUGGCCCACCAACCAGGUCUCUUCUAAGAUCCUGAACAGGACCGGGCCCAUAACCCUGCGAACGGCACUCCACUCAUCACUCCACUCAUCACUUCUUUCCAUGACCAAGAGGGAGCAUGAGGGAGAAUUAACCAAUUCCAGAUCCAUCUAACCGUAGCUCUUGGCAGAAUGGGGUUGGACAGGAUGGCCCACCAACCAGGUCUCUUCCAAGAUCCUGAACAGGACCGGGCCCAUAACCCUGCGAACGGCACUCCACUCAUCACUCCACUCAUCACUUCUUUCCAUGACCAAGAGGAAGCAUGAGGGAGAAUUAACCAAUUCCAGAUCCAUCUAACCGUAGCUCUUGGCAGAAUGGGGUUGGACAGGAUGGCCCACCAACCAGGUCUCUUCCAAGAUCCUGAACAGGACCGGGCCCAUAACCCUGCGAACGGCACUCCACUCAUCACUCCACUCAUCACUUCUUUCCAUGACCAAGAGGAAGCAUGAGGGAGAAUUAACCAAUUCCAGAUCCAUCUAACCGUAGCUCUUGGCAGAAUGGGGUUGGACUGGAUGGCCCAGCAGGUCUCUUCCAAGAUCCUGAACAGGACCGGGCCCAUAACCCUGCGAACGGCACUCCACUCAUCACUCCACUCAUCACUUCUUUCCAGGACAAAGAGGAAGCAUGAGGGAGAAUUAACCAAUUCCAGAUCCAUCUAACCGUAGCUCUUGGCAGAAUGGGGUUGGACAGGAUGGCCCACCAACCAGGUCUCUUCCAAGAUCCUGAACAGGACCGGGCCCAUAACACUGCGAAUGGCACUCCACUCAUCACUUCUUUCCAUGACCAAGAGGAAGCAUGAGGGAGAAUUAACCAAUUCCAGAUCCAUCUAACCGUAGCUCUUGGCAGAAUGGGGUUGGACUGGAUGGCCCAGCAGGUCUCUUCCAAGAUCCUGAACAGGACCGGGCCCAUAACCCUGCGAACGGCACUCCACUCAUCACUCCACUCAUCACUUCUUUCCAUGACCAAGAGGAAGCAUGAGGGAGAAUUAACCAAUUCCAGAUCCAUCUAACCGUAGCUCUUGGCAGAAUGGGGUUGGACAGGAUGGCCCACCAACCAGGUCUCUUCCAAGAUCCUGAACAGGACCGGGCCCAUAACACUGCGAAUGGCACUCCACUCAUCACUUCUUUCCAUGACCAAGAGGAAGCAUGAGGGAGAAUUAACCAAUUCCAGAUCCAUCUAACCGUAGCUCUUGGCAGAAUGGGGUUGGACUGGAUGGCCCAGCAGGUCUCUUCCAAGAUCCUGAACAGGACCGGGCCCAUAACCCUGCGAACGGCACUCCACUCAUCACUCCACUCAUCACUUCUUUCCAUGACCAAGAGGAAGCAUGAGGGAGAAUUAACCAAUUCCAGAUCCAUCUAACCGUAGCUCUUGGCAGAAUGGGGUUGGACAGGAUGGCCCACCAACCAGGUCUCUUCUAAGAUCCUGAACAGGACCGGGCCCAUAACCCUGCGAACGGCACUCCACUCAUCACUCCACUCAUCACUUCUUUCCAUGACCAAGAGGGAGCAUGAGGGAGAAUUAACCAAUUCCAGAUCCAUCUAACCGUAGCUCUUGGCAGAAUGGGGUUGGACAGGAUGGCCCACCAACCAGGUCUCUUCCAAGAUCCUGAACAGGACCGGGCCCAUAACCCUGCGAACGGCACUCCACUCAUCACUCCACUCAUCACUUCUUUCCAUGACCAAGAGGAAGCAUGAGGGAGAAUUAACCAAUUCCAGAUCCAUCUAACCGUAGCUCUUGGCAGAAUGGGGUUGGACAGGAUGGCCCACCAACCAGGUCUCUUCCAAGAUCCUGAACAGGACCGGGCCCAUAACACUGCGAAUGGCACUCCACUCAUCACUUCUUUCCAUGACCAAGAGGAAGCAUGAGGGAGAAUUAACCAAUUCCAGAUCCAUCUAACCGUAGCUCUUGGCAGAAUGGGGUUGGACUGGAUGGCCCAGCAGGUCUCUUCCAAGAUCCUGAACAGGACCGGGCCCAUAACCCUGCGAACGGCACUCCACUCAUCACUCCACUCAUCACUUCUUUCCAGGACAAAGAGGAAGCAUGAGGGAGAAUUAACCAAUUCCAGAUCCAUCUAACCGUAGCUCUUGGCAGAAUGGGGUUGGACAGGAUGGCCCACCAACCAGGUCUCUUCCAAGAUCCUGAACAGGACCGGGCCCAUAACACUGCGAAUGGCACUCCACUCAUCACUUCUUUCCAUGACCAAGAGGAAGCAUGAGGGAGAAUUAACCAAUUCCAGAUCCAUCUAACCGUAGCUCUUGGCAGAAUGGGGUUGGACUGGAUGGCCCAGCAGGUCUCUUCCAAGAUCCUGAACAGGACCGGGCCCAUAACCCUGCGAACGGCACUCCACUCAUCACUCCACUCAUCACUUCUUUCCAUGACCAAGAGGAAGCAUGAGGGAGAAUUAACCAAUUCCAGAUCCAUCUAACCGUAGCUCUUGGCAGAAUGGGGUUGGACAGGAUGGCCCACCAACCAGGUCUCUUCCAAGAUCCUGAACAGGACCGGGCCCAUAACACUGCGAAUGGCACUCCACUCAUCACUUCUUUCCAUGACCAAGAGGAAGCAUGAGGGAGAAUUAACCAAUUCCAGAUCCAUCUAACCGUAGCUCUUGGCAGAAUGGGGUUGGACUGGAUGGCCCAGCAGGUCUCUUCCAAGAUCCUGAACAGGACCGGGCCCAUAACCCUGCGAACGGCACUCCACUCAUCACUCCACUCAUCACUUCUUUCCAUGACCAAGAGGGAGCAUGAGGGAGAAUUAACCAAUUCCAGAUCCAUCUAACCGUAGCUCUUGGCAGAAUGGGGUUGGACUGGAUGGCCCAGCAGGUCUCUUCCAAGAUCCUGAACAGGACCGGGCCCAUAACCCUGCGAACGGCACUCCACUCAUCACUCCACUCAUCACUUCUUUCCAGGACAAAGAGGAAGCAUGAGGGAGAAUUAACCAAUUCCAGGAAAAGCAUGACAACCUCCUACCAGAUGCUCAUUGCUAUUCUCUCCCACUGCCACCCCACCCCAUCCCUUUUGCAAACUGCUUUGUAAUAAAUACACACUGUUUAUGGUUGGGAGACGUAGUUUGGCAACGAAACGGGAGUGGGAGGGAAGUAUAGCCUUACUCGACCGACGGAGGAAAAUACAUAAAUAAAUAAAUUGGAUAAUGGUA